GAGUAUAGGUUUCCAUUGUAACAGAGAAGCAUCGUUCUUCAACUGGCAGAGUAUACAUUUUGCCAGUAAUAGGAUCCAAGACAAGUAGUUGAUCACCAUUACUGUUGAAAAUCACUUUCCCAUCUUUCGAUAGGCCUUUCGGCCUUCUCAAUCUCAUCAUACCCAGGGGAGGAGAGAAGGAAAAUAACUUGCACCAACACUCUCCUACAGUUUCGCCAUAUUGCUGCAACACCCAUAUCUCAAAAAUCCGUUCGACAUCCCCACCUGCGCAAGGCAAGCGGUUCUGACAAUGAAAGAGUGCAAUGUUCUCAUCCUUCAGCAUGAACACAACAGGAGCAUCGACAUAACGAUCAUACUUGCAGGGAUUUGGCAAUGUUUUGCUGGCCUGAAUCCCUUCACUGCUCAAUGCUCAUGUCAAACGAAACAAUUGUAAUGGUACUUUGGUAGACGUUUGUAUAUACACUCUCCCCUCCUACCCAGAAACAUUUGCUCUUUCUCCCACUCAGCCUCACUCUAGGACAAUACUGUGGGAUGUGAGAAUCAUCUAGUCCCACAUAUGGACGCACCCAAAAAUGACCCAAUAUUUCUGAUUUCCCGCCAAAGCCCAAAAUAGAUCCCGUCUCUUCUCCCGACGUCCAGUAACGUUUCAAAUUCCGGCAGUUGUGGGUGUCAAUCGUCGUCGGGAACGUAAGCACUUGCGAUUUAGGCUUAAUCAUAAGCUGUUAGACUGGAGUCACUGGACUCUACUACUACAGCAAGAGUAGAGGGUCGAACCGUGGGAGAAGUGAAGAAAGAAAGAAAACGACCACUUUCCCCUUUUACGGUUUUACCUCGUUUCAACUCAUACAUCAUCUUUCCUUCUUGCUUCCGCCAGUUCAGUCCAAGCUUCUAAAACCUAGAAAGGAAGUUGCUUCUCAGCUAUGGAGCGAGAGAAAGAUGCUUUCUAUGUUGUAAGGAAAGGCGGUAUGAUCGGGAUCUACAAGAGCUUCCCGGACUGCCUAGCUCAAGCCGGUUAUUCUGUUUCUGAUCCUUCAGUCAGUGUAUUCAAAGGAUAUGGUUUGCCGAGAGAUGCUGAGGAUUACCUUGCAUCACUUGGGCUCCGAAAUGCUGCUUACUCUGUCAGUGCCACUGAUGUUCAGGCUGCUCUCUUUGGGAAACUUGAGCCUUGCCGCAUCCAGCCUCCAGCUUCAAACAAGGGGUCUUCUUCAGAGCGCUAUCAGGAAACACCCACUGUACAUAGGUGUGGAGUGGCUAUAGUCAUGGAAACCUCGCCAAAAAUGUAUCCGAAAUUACAGAAUGAUGGAAGGAGCAUCCCACUUCCAACCAGCUCAGUAUGGCGUUUCUCUGAAGGUGUGGGGAUUGCAACGAACAAUGUUGCUGAAUAUCGAGGUGUGAUUCUGGGAAUGAAGCAAGCACUCAAAAAAGGGUUUAGAGACAUUAGUGUACAGGGGGAUUCUAAUCUUGUCUGUAUGCAGAUUCAGGGCAUAUGGAAGUUAAAAAACCAGAACAUAAUUGCUUUGGGAAACGAGGCGAAGGCGCUCAAGGACAAGUUCCGUACUUUUGAGAUCAGACAUAUUCUGAGGGAAUUCAAUUCUGAAGCUGAUGCACUGGCAAACCAGGCUGUUCAGCUCAGGGAUGGGCAAAUGCACGAGGCUUUGAUCACCAAGUAGUUUGACACCAUCUGAGGUCAGGUUGGAGUAAAGGGUCAAAAUUUAAGCUUCAGGCCAGGAAGGGGUAGGGAUAGAAAUGACUUCAGUGCAGCAACUUGUUUAUAUGUUUUUGCUUAGCUUUUGGGCUUGUUGAAGCUAGAUAUCACAUUGCAGCUUCCAAUGUUGAUAAUUUAACCUGUUAGUAACUGAAAUGGACGGCUCUGAUGUAAGCUCCUUUAUGAUACCUUCAUUCUCAACCUACCUUUUCGUUUCGGCUGUAUUAUAGGAAUGGUCACUGAACUUUGGGGUCACUGAUGAAUCAGUCGAUUAACUAUGUUCUAACAAAGGUGUCGUAUGUUUGAAAGAACUAACAUAACAACUAUGCAUUGUCUUUAUAUUUUCGGGUUUUUGAUCGAAUU
Linum tenue is the source of this 2068-nucleotide messenger RNA. Lineage: Eukaryota; Viridiplantae; Streptophyta; Magnoliopsida; Malpighiales; Linaceae. The record is from the annotation of a GenBank genome assembly.